Messenger RNA from Fragaria vesca subsp. vesca, 1059 nucleotides. RefSeq names its product stellacyanin-like. Gene Ontology annotation, cellular component: plasma membrane. Gene Ontology annotation, molecular function: electron transfer activity. The record is from RefSeq and is a predicted model, not a curated record. The transcript has 2 exons. Lineage: Eukaryota; Viridiplantae; Streptophyta; Magnoliopsida; Rosales; Rosaceae. The coding region runs from base 448 to 972 and encodes 174 amino acids.
CACAACCUAGUCUGCUAGUCAACAUUGUCAUGACUCAUGCUUAGAUACAUAAAAUGAGGGGUGGUAUUAUUGAGCUAUUCAACAUCUCAUCUAUGAUGAGAAUCCAUAGAGGUUCGAAGCUUCUGAAAGCAUCACUGGGUUCUUUGCUUCCAGAACGACCACAAUUCUUUAGAGAAAAGAAAUAUGUAGUCGAUGUAAAAUAUGGUCUAUAAUUUAACAGACGUUGUUUGAUAGUAUAAAAGAAAGCAGUCAGCGUCAAACUUCUUCUAGAUGUUGGCAUCAGUAGUUGCCUAUUUUGAAAAUAAGGAAUUUGCUUGAUACGUACAGUACGUUUAAAUCUAAGUCUGUCAUCAUGGUCUCCAUGUAUAAGUAUUCGUCAUAAACCAACUCAAACGCAGCAACAUUUCCACAGCAAGAAAACACAGAAAUAUUUGAUUCGUAUCAAACAUGGUUAGUUCUCAACUAGGGUUGAUUGGCUGCUCGCUUCUCGUUGUAGCAGUGGCCUUACUAAAGGGUGUCACUGCUGAUAGCUACACCGUCGGAGAAGAUUUAGGUUGGAAUAUUCCUCCGGCCGGUUCAGUUGCCUACUCCACCUGGGCCGCCUCGAAGCAAUUUCAGCUCGGUGACGUAGUUGUGUUUAAGUGGACUGGACCGCACACGGUGGCUGAAGUGACAGCGGCUGAUUUUUCGAGCUGCACAAAGUCGAAUCCGAUUGCUCUCUAUGAUUCCAGCCCGGCAAGAAUUACGUUGAGCUCGCUAAACGGUACUCGGUACUUCAUCUGCACUGAGGACAACCACUGCAGCGUUUUAGGGCAGAAGGUGGCCAUUACAAUGGGAGGAACAGGUCAAUCUGAUAACAGUGAUGACGAUGAUGACUGGUGGAGAUGGAACAGUGCUUCUUCUCUCACCAUUGGCACUGCCUUGUCUGCAGUCAUCUCUACCGUAGUCAUAUUUUUCUUGAACUAUAUUUAAUUAUACCUUCAUUAUGUGAUUGUUGUAUUCCAUUGGCUAAAUUGGUUGGUUCUUCGAUUCAAUGUUUAUAAAUGAUUCCCUUUCAAU